UAAAACGUGUUUGGUUUGGGCAUCUCAUGCCUUAUCUAUUCUUAUGACGUGUCAAAGUAGUGGCGAGUAUGUUUGAUAAACCAAGAUAAUACCAAUUACGUAGCCAAGCAGGAAUAAGUUACCCUCUCGUUGUCAUGCUUCGUUUUUCGUUUGGACUGUUUGGAUUCUGCACUAACCAAAUCAUUCUAAUUUACUAUACAGUUUGUAUGAGUGCAUUCUUAAUUUUUCUAAUAAUUACAGUAUCAGGAACUCUGAAACUUCGAAUAUUAUUUUUGUAAUAUUAUAUUUUACUGUGCCAUGUGAUUCUUUUGUUCUAAUUGCUUGUCUAUCACACAUUUUAGGUACUAAAUGUUAUAUUAUAACAUUAUACACUAUUCGUAUUUAAAUUGGUGUAACUUCAAAAGUUGUUAAUCUAGUGAUAGUUUGAAUAAGAAACGAUUCCUCGCUUAUUUAUUAAACGUGAAUCUAUUUCUUCAAAAUUUGUCGGUCAGUGUUGAACCUAAAGCCAUAUUCAUCUCAAUGAGUUCUAUAAAUGAUGACGAGAUUUUGUUUCAUCAGAUGGUGCAUUCAUUUAGUUUAGAUCAUCUACGAAAGAUUUUAGAUAGUAUACCAAACCAGUCAUCAAAUGGGAAUGAAUCGUCUUUACGUGACCGGCUUAUAUACUUAUUAACAUCAUCUAAUUUAUCUCUAAAAUCUUUGGCAAUCCAAAAAAUGGUAGACGUCCAUUGGCUUCGAACAGUGGAGAUGAGGCCACUUGAAUCUUUACAUGUCGACCUAUCUAAUAUAUCAGAUAUAGCAGAACAUUUACUUGUACCCCAAAAUGAAGCCUUACAUUUUGAACAUGAUCUACCGUUCUUUAAAACAAUAUGUACAUUGUUAUCGCCCUUGUACUGCAAGAGUGAGGUUCAGAUUAUCACCUUACAUAAGUUCUUUUAUAUAGAAAAAAGUACUAGAGAUUUAAUUGUUAGAUCUUGGGAUAAUGACACCAAAGCAUAUAAAUGUGGAGUUAUUUUAAGAUUGGAACAAAUUGGAGAGAAACCAUUCACUGACCGUUUACCUUUCGAUUUUAAAGUUUCUGUGAAUGGUCAUAAAUGUUUAUUACCUAAGUCAAUCCCUAAAUCAUCCGAAGUAUCUACGUCAUCAACGAACAACACCAUUCCAUGUCAAUCCAAUAUUCAUAUAGAUUUAACUGAAUAUUUAGAUUUAAAUACAAGUUCACAGAACUCAUUAGAUGUUAAAUGGUCAAAUGAAAUAAGUGAUUUUAUAGUUGGUGUUUAUGUGGUCCAAAAAUUAAUUUGGAAAAAUCUGCUUGUAAACCUUAAAAAAAGACCAUUUUGUGUUGCUGAAAAAACUAUAGAACGCAUUAAAGAAUUCGCAGAAAGUGAAAUUGAUUUGUUGAUUUCCAUUCAGGAUCCAAUAACUAAACUAAGAAUGAAACUGCCUGCCCGAGGUAUAGGAUGUACACAUUUGCAAUGUUUUGAUGCAAUACAUUUCUUACAAAUGAAUGAACAAAAGCCAAUGUGGUUGUGCCCAUUAUGUAAGAAACGAAUUAAAUUUAAAAACAUGGAAAUCGAUGAAUAUUUCUUAAAGAUAAUUGAAAAUCCAAAUUUAAGUGAAGAAUGUGAGAAUAUUGUUUUAUCAAAAGAUGGCACUUGGACUGAAAAAAAAAUAAACGCUGUUUCAAAUAAUUUAAGGACAAACAACUGUGAAUCAACAAAUAUAGGAGUAAUUAUAUUGUCAGAUUCGGAAGAUGAUGAUAUUAUAAAAAAUCAAAACGUUUAAAAUGCUCUUCACAAAAAAAAAUAAUCUAGAUGGCAGAUUUUAAA
Melanaphis sacchari is the source of this 1826-nucleotide messenger RNA. RefSeq names its product E3 SUMO-protein ligase PIAS1-like. The record is from RefSeq and is a predicted model, not a curated record. Lineage: Eukaryota; Metazoa; Arthropoda; Insecta; Hemiptera; Aphididae. The transcript is spliced from 2 exons. Bases 520 to 1782 code for a protein of 420 amino acids. Gene Ontology annotation, biological process: protein sumoylation; regulation of transcription by RNA polymerase II. Gene Ontology annotation, molecular function: zinc ion binding; SUMO ligase activity; transcription coregulator activity.